This is a messenger RNA of Mercenaria mercenaria, 598 nucleotides long. RefSeq names its product NPC intracellular cholesterol transporter 2-like. The coding region runs from base 65 to 505 and encodes 146 amino acids. Gene Ontology annotation, biological process: intracellular cholesterol transport. The record is from RefSeq and is a predicted model, not a curated record. Gene Ontology annotation, molecular function: sterol binding. The transcript has 4 exons. NCBI's taxonomy places the organism in Eukaryota, Metazoa, Mollusca, Bivalvia, Venerida, Veneridae.
UACAACUUAACCACACACCAUUUUUAAAGCCAAGUCAGGGCAGCGAACAUUAUAUUUUACAACGAUGGCAUUGAGAGUUUUGAUCGUUUUGUCAGUAUUAGCUUUAGGAUAUACAAAAAAUGUGGACUUCAAAGACUGUGGUUCUCUUGGUGGAAAAAUAAAUGCAGUGGAUGUCAACCCGUGCGACGAUGAGCCUUGUGUUUUACACCAGGGAAAAAACGUCACAGUAAAUGUCAAUUUUACAGCUUUGGAAAAUUCAGUCGGAGCAAAAACUGUUGUACAUGGAAUUAUAGGCGGUGUGCCAGUACCAUUUCCGGUCCCGUCAGACUGCUGUAAUAACCGCAAUCUUAAAUGCCCGAUCACAUCUGGUGUAACUGAUAUAUACACAAAUGCAGUUUACUGCAGCCCGUCGUAUCCAAAGAUACGUUUGGUCGUAAAGUGGGAAGUUCAGGACGACAAUGGCAAAGACCUAUUCUGCUUUCUUCUUCCGUUGGCGAUACAAUAGUUUUAGAAAAGGACUACCUAUAUUGUUAAAUUCAUUUCAUUAGCCACUUCAUGAUAAUAUCUAAUGAACUUUGUAAUAAAUCUUCAAAUAAUU